CUCGGAUGGUAAGAGAAGAGGAAAACAAGCAUUGCAUCGGUUGGCGCGAAAUCGGCAACAAACCCUAAUUUAUCCAACCGACCCUUCCUCUUCCUCUUCCUCUUCCUCUUCCUCUUCUUCUCCUACCUAAACCCUCAUAAACCCUCCUCUCUCCCUUUCUCUCCAGAUUACAAUUUCCAUGACGAUUCUUCGAUCUCGCGAAAUCCCAUCUGUCUCACCCAAGCCACUCCCUAAAGAAUCCGACACUGAGCCGUCGACUCCCGCUCGUACACUAGAGCCCGAACUUCACCGCUCGCCGGAUGAGACCGCUCCUGAAUUGGGUCUUGUUGAUGAACCCACUCACACUACCCGGAGACGUAGUCUUCGUCUUGCACACCAAUUUGACGGCGAUGAUUGUGUCACUGAGAAAGAGGUUAGUGUGGAUGAAAAGUUUUUGAGUUUGCGUUCAGGGAAGAGAGUUGCUAAGAGAGGUGUCGAUUAUGGAAUUGAAAUUGAGUCUAGCAAGUUUGAUUUCGAUUUAAAGUUAGGAGAAAGUGCGAGUAAAACAAAGAGGGUUUGUGUGGAUUUGGUUGAAGAAACUAUUGUGAAGAAUGAAUCAGAGGAUAGUGUGGAUUUGGAAGAUAAGAGUAGUAGUGGUGUGUUAGGUGACUCGUUAGCGGAGAAGUGGUAUGUAGUAGAAGUAGAGAAUGAGAGCAAUAACAAAGGAAAGGGGAUAAUGGAAGAUUCCUAUGGAGAAAGUGAUGUGAUUUGUGGUCAGAGUUAUGAGAAGCAGAGUAGUUCUAUGGGUAGAAGAAGAUAUACUAGGGAGGAGAAGGGAAAGGGUAUUAUGCAGGUGGAGGAUGUUUCUUCUCCGGUAACGGUUGAGAUUGUCGAAGUUGAUGAAGAAGAAAUGGAAAUCGAGAGCUUGGUUAACAGUGAGAAGCCCCCGGAUGUCUCUGUAACAGAAUUGGCUGCGACGAUGGCUAAUGUUGAGCAAGCGCAGAAUCGAGAAAAUAGUAAUGAGAUUGGAAACGAUUCAAGAACUCAGCACUUUCGUGACAUUGCAGAGAGGAUUGCUCACAGAUUUGCUCAUUUUGAUGCUCAAGUGGAGGAAGAAGAGGAUUUGUCAGAUAAAGAGGGGGAGCAGCAGGUCGAAGAUUGGCCGGGUCCUUUCUCUACUGCUAUGAAAAUAAUUAAGGACCGAGAAGAGUACACGACUCCGCAUGUUGGUAUUGGCGUCUCCAACAAAGAAAGAUCUUCACCAACUAUUUGGGUUCCCAGAAGUAACUUUAGUUUCCCCCCUCGGAAGGCUCCAUCUCUGCAAGAAUUAUCCUUGCGAGUUCUUGUCAAGAAUGCUGAUGCCAUCACUUCUCUUGACUAUGUUCCAGACACAUUGAGGGUCAAACUUUGUCAAUUGCUUUGUGAUUCUAGGAGAAUGGACCUACACUUUCUUGAUCUUCUUGUCCAGGGAUCUCCAACAGAAAUUUGUGUUCCAGAUUGCUCAUGGCUGACCGAGGAAGAGUUCACUGAAUGUUUUAAGAACUGUGACACCAGCAACUUGAUGGUUCUUCAACUUGACCAGUGUGGGCGGUGUAUGCCAGAUUAUAUAUUACCCUUCACUUUAGCAAGGUCACCAAAAGUGUUGCCGAUGCUAUCUACUUUAUCUAUAAGUGGUGCAUGCCGGCUUUCCGAUGUGGGGCUACGACAACUGGUUUCCUCUGCUCCUGCGAUUACGUCUAUUAAUCUCAACCAAUGCUCUCUUCUAACAUCAUCUAGCAUUGAUAUGUUAUCUGAUUCAUUGGGGUCAGUUUUAAGGGAACUGUAUAUCAACGAGUGCCAAAACAUUGAUAUGAAGCAUAUUCUCGCAGCAUUGAAAAAGUUUGAGAAGUUGGAAGUAUUGUCCCUUGCGGAUCUUCCUUCUGUCAAGGGUCGGUUCUUGAAGGAGUUUGUUACUGCUAGAGGUCAGACCCUGAAGCAGCUGAUUUUGACCAACUCUCGGAAGUUAUCUGAUUCUUCUAUUAAAGUCAUCUCUGAAAACUGUCCCAAUUUAAGCGUCCUUGACCUGGCUAACGUAUGCAAGCUGACAGAUUCUUCUCUGGGUUACCUUGCAAAUGGCUGUCAAGCGUUGGAGAAAUUGAUUUUUUGUCGCAACCCUUUCAGUGAUGAAGCUGUAGCUGCAUUUGUAGAAACCGCAGGUGGUUCUCUGAAGGAGCUAUCACUAAACAAUGUUAAGAAGGUUGGCCACAACACGGCCCUAGCACUUGCCAAACAUUCAGAUAAACUGCAGAUUUUGGAUAUAUCCUGGUGCCGAGAAAUGUCCAACGAUUUAUUAGGCUACAUUGUCGAUAACAGUUCAUCUCUGAAAGUGUUGAAGGUCUUUGGAUGCAGUCAGGUGACGGAUGUAUUUGUUAAAGGUCACUCAAAUCCUAAUGUCAAGAUCUUAGGUGUGAAGAUGGAUCCUUUCUUAGGCCACCUUUCUGAUAACUGAAAGAAACUCGAAAUCUCCCUCUGCUUUGCUUCUUUUUUGGAGAAGUGCAGAGACGAUUUUUACUAAUUGUCCAAACAUGUGGUUUAUCUUUGAUUUUGUAAUCUAGUAUUUAUUAAAUCGGCAAGAUCAAAGUUUACUUAUGUUUUUGAAUUCGAAUUAGUAAAUACCUUUGAUGAACCAUGUAAGUC
Arabidopsis thaliana (thale cress) is the source of this 2655-nucleotide messenger RNA. RefSeq names its product F-box/LRR protein. Bases 179 to 2467 code for a protein of 762 amino acids. The transcript has 6 exons. Lineage: Eukaryota; Viridiplantae; Streptophyta; Magnoliopsida; Brassicales; Brassicaceae. The record is from RefSeq and is marked reviewed.